AAAUCCGUAGUUGUCUUUUUUGUUUCAAAGCUAUCAGGAACCUCCCUGAUCAUCUGACACUUGAAUCUUGACAGUGUGAGGUUAUAAACUUAUAACUUAUAAGUUAUAAGCGAGAGCCGUUGUUUCGGCCGGGCUGAUGAUGUCCUCGCAGGUGGUCGGAACGUUUAUCAACCGGUUCUGAAGGAAAAUUGACAGCGAUGACAACUCUGACAAGCCAAUGCCAAAACCCUAAAGCUCCAGACCUUUGCAGGCUCUGCCUGGAGAAAAGCUCUUCUCUCAUAUCCCUUUUCGACUACGAACCCCUUGAAAACCCCUUGCACUGUCCUCUUCUGAGUAAAAUCUCCCUCUGCCUCUCCGUCCGGAUAACCCACGAAGACAAAAUCACAACAAAAGUCUGUCAGAGUUGUGCUGUCAAAGUUGAUGAAUUUUAUAACUUCUACAAUAAAGCGACGCAGUCCCAAAAGCUCCUCGCACAAUGGGAAUUCGAGCUGGAAGUCCAAAGAACAUCAGAAUCGACUGUCAAGAAUGACUUCAAUAGUGUUCUUGAUGGUUCUUCCGAGAUCCUUGAUGGUGCACUGAGCCUUCAGGAGGAAGAGGAAGGAAAAGAGAAUAAUUUUAGAAAACAUCACGAUCUCCUUAAAGUAGUCGAUGGCGACAGCCUCAGCGCCACUUUUGACGAUGUCGAUGCCACAACUUCCGGUACAGGACUCGAUACCGAUUAUCUGAACAUUGACCAGCUAGGGCUGUUGAGCCAGGACGGAAGCUUGUCUUCUGCUGAUUGGCUCGACGAUACUAUCGGCUGUGAUGAUAUAUUGUCACAGGAGAUCCUAGCAUUAGAAGAAGAAGAGGUCGUAAAAAAGAAGUGCGGGAGGAAAUCAUCAGGGCCCGACUACAUUUCUCACUUGUACGACCGAAAACUGUCAAAAUAUAAAUGCGACAAGUGUCAUUAUUCGACCGCUGCGAAAGGAAAUUUUAAAAAGCACAUAAUGAGGCAUACAAAGGCGUACAAGAUUGUUUGUAAAGAGUGCGAAAGGGGUUUUUACACCAUGGGGGCUUACAAGCAGCACGCACCCGAUGGAGAUUGCACGCAGAACUUGACAUUGCACUGUCCAAAAUGUAGCAGGAAAUACCACUUACCUUCUAAGCUCAAGGACCACAUGAGAAUCCACGAUCCUGAUUUUUCAGCGUCCGGCUUCCAAUGCGACGCCUGUGGCAAGACAUUUCUGACGAAACGAGGGAUGGAAAAACACAUCCAAGCUACGCAUAUGGGAAUAAGGCAUAGAUGUCAGCUUUGCGGUAAACAAGUAACGUGCGCCCAGUCUCUUAAAAACCAUAUGAAGCUCCACACAGGGGAAAAGUCGUACGUCUGUUCGGCCUGCGGCAAAUCGUUCAGCUGCAUGACCGGCCUUGUCGUUCAUGAAAGGACCCACACAGGGGCCAAACCGUACAAAUGCGAUUUGUGCAAAAAAUCGUUUACACAACCUUCAACCCUUAAAGUACAUAAAAGAUACCACACAGGGGAAAGGCCAUACACUUGUGCUUUUUGUGAUAGGAAAUUCUAUACUAAUACACACCUUAGUUCUCAUUUAAGAACACAUCUUAACGAUCCAAUUCUGAACAAUCUAAAUUUUUAAAUUUGAUAACUGAGACAAAGAGUUACCAUUAUUAUCUUGACUAUUUAAAAAAAAAAAAAAAAUUAACCAAUGUUUGAAAUAAUUCAUGACUAUAUUUCAGUAUGAUUUUAGGCAAAUUUAAAUUACAACAACCAGAAAAAGACUCAAACUGAUUAUUGCAUUUCAACCAUAACAUAUCAACAAAAAAUUAUACUUUACAUACAUGGCCAAAUUUUUAAUUCUGAACCAUUUUGUAUAUUGAAUUCUAAAAAUCUUCAUUAAUUAUUAUACAAGAUAAUUAAAUUUUUAAAA
This is a messenger RNA of Cimex lectularius (bed bug), 1925 nucleotides long. RefSeq names its product zinc finger protein OZF-like. Gene Ontology annotation, molecular function: RNA polymerase II cis-regulatory region sequence-specific DNA binding; zinc ion binding; DNA-binding transcription factor activity, RNA polymerase II-specific. The transcript is spliced from 4 exons. The record is from RefSeq and is a predicted model, not a curated record. NCBI's taxonomy places the organism in Eukaryota, Metazoa, Arthropoda, Insecta, Hemiptera, Cimicidae. Gene Ontology annotation, cellular component: nucleus. Gene Ontology annotation, biological process: regulation of transcription by RNA polymerase II. The coding region runs from base 198 to 1634 and encodes 478 amino acids.